AUGUCUGCACAAGAAUAUCCCCCGAAGCUGAAAGCUUCUUUCGAAGCGACCAAGGUCAGCUAUAAGCAACUUGGAAAGAGUGGUUUGCGUGUCUCCGUACCCAUUUUCGGAUGCAUGAGCUUUGGCGACCCUAGGACGCUAUCUUGGGCAAUUGGAGAGGAAGAGGCCCUUCCCCUCCUUAAGGCUGCGUACGACAAAGGUUUGAACACGUGGGACACUGCCAAUGUGUAUUCCAAUGGCAAAUCUGAGGAAAUCGUCGGGAAAGCAAUCAAGAAGUAUGACAUCCCGCGUGAGAAGGUUGUCAUCAUGACGAAAUGCCACUGGGCCGUCGGUGAAGAGCCUGAAACUCGUCAUAUCACGUACAAGGAUGCUAUCGAGGUGUCAAAAGACUACCAAAACAUGUUUGGGUUGUCACGAGCUGCGAUCUUUAACCAGGUCGAGGCGUCCCUCAAGAGACUUGACACGCCGUACAUCGACCUGUUGCAAAUCCAUCGCUUCGACAAGGUUACACCGAUUGAGGAGACCAUGAAAGCUCUACACGAUUUGGUGCAGUCUGGCAAAGUGAGAUAUAUCGGUGCGAGCAGUAUGUGGGCUACCCAAUUUGCACAACUACAGUUCUGCGCCGAGCGCAAUGGGUGGACCAAGUUUGUGAGCAUGCAAAACCACUAUAACCUUCUUUACCGCGAGGAGGAGCGUGAGAUGAAUCGCUUUUGCAAUGAUACGGGCGUGGGCUUGAUUCCGUGGGCACCGCUUUGCCGAGGUCAUUUGGCACGACCUCCAACUGACUUUGGAAGCACGGCGCGAAGCAAGCAAGAGAAGGAGGGAUCGCCAGGAAGUCACGGCACAGUCGAGCCGGAUAUUACCAUCAUAAAGCGUGUCGUGGAGCUCGCAGAGAAACAUGACUGGCCGAUGGCUCAUGUUGCACUGGCUUGGAUCAACAAGCGAGUAGCGAGUCCAAUCAUUGGGUUCAGCAGCGUCCAAAGAAUUGAUGAGGCCAUAGCAGCGAAGGGGAAAGAGCUCACACCUGAGGAAGAAAAGUAUCUCGAGGAGCUGUACCAACCCAAGGCAAUUGCUGGGCAUUCUUGA
Molecule: messenger RNA, 1086 nt
Organism: Phaeoacremonium minimum UCRPA7
Lineage: Eukaryota; Fungi; Ascomycota; Sordariomycetes; Togniniales; Togniniaceae
Product: putative aldo keto reductase protein
Exons: 3
Coding region: 1-1086 (361 amino acids)
Source: RefSeq, a predicted model, not a curated record